Talaromyces proteolyticus is the source of this 2337-nucleotide messenger RNA. RefSeq lists its product as uncharacterized. The record is from RefSeq and is a predicted model, not a curated record. The coding region runs from base 1 to 2337 and encodes 778 amino acids. The transcript is spliced from 6 exons. Lineage: Eukaryota; Fungi; Ascomycota; Eurotiomycetes; Eurotiales; Trichocomaceae. Gene Ontology annotation, molecular function: DNA binding; DNA-binding transcription factor activity, RNA polymerase II-specific; zinc ion binding. Gene Ontology annotation, biological process: DNA-templated transcription; regulation of DNA-templated transcription.
AUGGUGCAACACAGAACAAGAGCUCGCGUGGCCUGCUUUUCCUGCCACCAGCGGAAGAUUCGAUGCGACCUUGCGAUACAUGGUUGUCCCUGCACCAACUGCCGACUGGAUAAAAAUGAUGGUUGCGCACCUGCUGAGUUAGUCUGCAGAAAACCAACCCGUUUUGCAAAGCCUGAGAUAUCUGACAAUGACAAAACACAAGACCACAAUGUCUAUCGUAUUGCAUCUUUCAAUAAUAAAGUGAUCUCACAGAUCACCUUCGACGAGUUUAUGGCGUCUGUGCCAGAAAAUCAGGCUCACAUUGUUUCCCGUCAAGAUUCUUUCGCAGCCCAGAGAUCAUUAGAAAUUGAGGAAAUUAUGGCCACCGCUUCUCCACUGGGCAAUGUGUUCUUUUCUUUUCAUCAAUUUCUAGACACCAGUUUCUUGUCCACUUUGCCCGCGGAUGAUAUUAGGUUUUUAGCAUCUAAAGGUUGCAUGCACGUCCCAGAUCAUAACAUAAUCCUUCAAUUCUUACAACAGUACUUUCUGAACGUACAACCUUGUCUUCCAGUGUUAGACGAGGCUGAUUUCUGGCAUAUGUACUAUGGACAUAAUGAUGGAACAAGCCGCGGUCGGAAAAUGUCCCUAUUUGUAUUUCAAGCACUCCUCUUUGCCAGUUGUUCGUUUGUUUCGCAGGAUAUUGUGCGAAAAUGUGGUUUUCAUGACAAACGUUCUGCAAGAAGUUCAUUUUAUAAUCGAGCAAAACUAAUGUUUAACCUGAAGGCCGAAGAUCGAAGUUGGGCAAGAGCUCAAGGUGCAUUGCUCCUCGCAUAUCAGACUUCCUCAGAUGGUCCGCAAUCUGCCAGUGUAUGGCUAUCGUGCGCAAUCGAAACUACGAUGAUAAUCGAUGCCCACGUGGCUCAAUCUUCCUCUCGUCAAGAUGACAAAAUAUCUUUGAAGAGAUUAUGCUGGUCAAUUCUCUUGCGGGAUAGAAUUAUAUGUUUAGGACUGCGUCGAGGCUCUCAAAUCACCUCAAAUCACCUCAAUAUGUGGCAAAACCGGCUGGAUGAAAGGGACUUCGCACCUGAGAUUAUACAUUCCAUGGUCUAUAAUCAGGCAACAAAGUGUGUGCUAUUCGACAUUUUUCAGACGCAAUGUGAACUAGCCAUAACGUUAACUGACUUGGUUUCGAUCGUCUACUCUCACGGGUUAUCACGAUCAUCAGUUUCUCCAGAAGAAUCCGAAGAGUUGAUUAUUAAGAUCCAGAAAAUCAAGAGUAGCCUGUCUCAAUGGAAGGAAGUUGCUAAUAUCAAGCUACACUCUAUUUCGUCCUCUUCAAUUGCCACUAAACCAGUUACCAUGUUUAAAAACAUGACAUUUUUAUUGUACCACACCGCAAGAGUAGCUCUGUCUCACUAUGAAGCGUUCAUGGUGGAAGGUCACUUCAAAUAUUUCCAAACCCGACAUAGCAACCAGCUACAGGCAAUAGGAAAUGAACUUAGAGAUGCGACCGCGGCCGCAACUCGAAUUAUUAAAGACUUUAGCGCAACUGGACAGAUUGAAACUUUGCCGCUGAGCUUAGUUGCCUACGCCGCCUUCCCGAUGAUACUUUCCGCGGUAGACCUGAAGCUAUCAUCCUCCUUCCCGCAAUUGACUUCCCGUCAACAACAGUUAAACUGUUUUGCUAAAGUUGUACGCCAGUCUCAAAGUCUCUAUGACGUUAUGGAUGAGGCUGCAAUUCUCUUCAACCGUAUACUCCAUUUAGCAUAUUCAAUGAUAAAAGGGUUGUUCCUCCAACAAGAUCAUUCAUCAGCUGCCGGUCUGAAAAGUCGCACAUCCAGCUGGCAUGAUGCCUUUCUCCGAUGUCCUAGAUUUCACCUUCGAUUAUCGGCAGCCAUGGACUAUAGUCUUUCUUAUGGUCACUAUCCACGCAAUGACGCUCUUCCUCGCCUUGUUCGUCCUGUGCCAUCAAUCCUCAUGGAAUCCCAGUCAUCGUGGAUGGUCAAUCAUCCUAAGACACUCGGAUGUGACGAACAAGCCGAGGAUGAUCUUCAAAAUUGUUCCCCCCACGAAGGAUACCUUUUUGAUGAUUCGACACCCAUUUUGCUUUAUGAAGAUUGGUCAAACCAUAUACAUAUGACAGAAGAGAUGACUCAACAAAAGAAACACGAGACUGAAACAGACGCUGAAUUAAAAGGAGAAGGAAGCGUAUUAGAGCAUGUCAAGUAUCACAUCAACAUGGGGAAUGAUCGAACCAUUCGAAAUUAUGAUCAGAAAAGCCAAAGUUCUGAAUAUAGUGAAGUAUCUAUGAACCUCAACUUCCUUGACCUAGAUGCUCUCAAAGCGCGAAGCAGGUGA